Penicillium subrubescens is the source of this 806-nucleotide messenger RNA. RefSeq names its product NADH:ubiquinone oxidoreductase subunit NDUFA3. The coding region runs from base 190 to 417 and encodes 75 amino acids. The transcript is spliced from 2 exons. Lineage: Eukaryota; Fungi; Ascomycota; Eurotiomycetes; Eurotiales; Aspergillaceae. The record is from RefSeq and is a predicted model, not a curated record.
CCUCCCGAUUUUUGAACCUCCCCCCGCCGCUCAGCCUCGACCACGCACCAUUAACCAGGUAGCUUCUGUUGCAUUCGACUCAAAUUCUCAAGAAUUGUGUCGUCUUCUGCCUUUGGGCCUUUUAACCCGCUUUCCUACUCGAAAAACUCAUCCCGAACCGCCCGUCGACGUCCGACCCGGUCUAUCACCAUGUCUACCCCUCAAUUCUGGUCGACUCCUCUGCGGUACAUCCGCUGGGCCUCUCACGAGAAGCCUGCGAUCUUCUACUCCCUGCUGAUCGGCUCAAUGGGACCCGUCGCGCUCGUCACUCUUCCCCCGCUCCGCCGGGCUCUCGGUGACGUUGACCCGGAGCCUAUCCCCAUGACAUAUCCCAUUCCCAAGGGUCCGCGCGUGGUUCCCCAGGGCUACGAGGACUAAGAGAAAAGCGACCGAACAAGCGAACAACGAGCCACAUGAUAAUAUAGAAGGCCGUUCUCGACUUCUUUUGCCUUGAGGAGGAAUGAAUGAUUCAACCGACGUGGGGAGAAAAUGGAAGCUUUAGCGAUGCCGCCUGCACAAUUGAGGUCUUCGGCAGGGAUUUUGUCCAGUCUCUGCCGUUAACGAGGAACGAUUCCAUACUGAUCGUUCCUUUCUCUGGAGAGGCGCUUUGAUACCAAUCUUUGUUUGCGUGCAGAUUCGGCAUGGUCGGGUGCCAAGAUCGUUGCACUGCAGUGUAUGUACUAUGUUUUGAGAGUGGCCAUAUAGCCAACGCUGAGUCGCUUUCUUUUGUUCAAUAUGCGUAUUUGUAAGGUGGUGUUGAUCUGAGC